This is a messenger RNA of Protopolystoma xenopodis, 453 nucleotides long. The record is from the annotation of a GenBank genome assembly. NCBI's taxonomy places the organism in Eukaryota, Metazoa, Platyhelminthes, Monogenea, Polystomatidea, Polystomatidae.
AUGUUUGGUAGUCAACGCUGUCGGCAGAGUGCAAACUGGCCGUUCAUGGCCUCAAAUGAAAUUCAUGCUAAUAACUGGCAGGGGUCGGGGUCGCCCAGAGAGCUGGCAUGUACCCUACUGCUGUUUACACCGAAAGUCUGCGGCAGGUGUGGAGUGAUGCUACGAUCAGGUGGUAGGAAUGUUCCACCCGCGGGAAGCUUUCAGGCAAAGGCCGAGUGGCGGCAAAGUGCAGUGUGUGUAAAGCUAUGUCAUUUGCUCAUGGGACAGCAUGUGGUCCGGUCAAAGAUGGGAGGGAAUGUGCACAAAAUACUUCUGCCUCACCAGGGCGAGAAGACUCCCGAUGAGACCUUUCGGAUUAGGUCGACCCAACACAAAAGCCUCUUCUGCCGAGGGGAGAAUUGGCCCAACGGGUCUGCUGGCGAAUCACACCUACAGUCCGUCUGCCGACAGUGA